Messenger RNA from Microcebus murinus (gray mouse lemur), 3665 nucleotides. It is a transcript of the gene GPR150, whose product is annotated as G protein-coupled receptor 150. Lineage: Eukaryota; Metazoa; Chordata; Mammalia; Primates; Cheirogaleidae. Gene Ontology annotation, biological process: neuropeptide signaling pathway. Gene Ontology annotation, molecular function: G protein-coupled peptide receptor activity. Gene Ontology annotation, cellular component: plasma membrane. The record is from RefSeq and is a predicted model, not a curated record.
CUGGCUAGAAUUACUGAAUGAUAGGCAUUGCUCAGAGAAAGCUCCCUGGAAGAAGUGGAUUAUAAACUGGGAUGAUGUGUGUGACACAUAAAACCCUCUGAGGAGUGUGCAUAUCAAACCAGGAUUUGAGAUUUUCCAAGGCUAUCACUCUACCUCUUUCUUAAAUGCUCCACCAAGAAUGGUUAUUCCCAUAUCUCCACAGAGUUUCCCUAGGCUCUUCUGGAUGAUAUUGGCAAAGGUACCAAAGGCAUUUUUUCUUAGGUAAUAGAGCUAUAGUCAAGACAGGAAUUUAUGCUCAAAGUUAUCUGAAAUGCAUCAUAUAUCCAUUAAUUCAUCAACUCAACACAUAUUCACUGAUACCUACCGUGUGUCAGGCCCAGCACAAGGCACUGCACAUACAAUGAUGAAAAUAACGAAGGUCUCUAGCCAAGGACAAACAGCUUGGGAAAUGGGAUUCCUACAGCAACUGGCACGAGUAUAAUCUGUACCCACCAAAACCUCCUGUCCUGUGCAUCUCAAAGUUCCAAAUGUUUCCUCAGCCUGGGAAUGUGAACCCCAGCAAACGCCCACACCGCCCUGGCCCCCAGACCAAGAAUUACAGGAACUUCUCUUUUCACCACCAUGAAUGUGGAAGGUGCACAAAAGACAAACUGAUGCUUCCAACAGGAAAACUGAAAUUUGUUUGUGAAGAGGCAGGGCUAAGAUGAAAGAGGCAGCAUUUAAUCUAAACCAUUUCCUGUGACUUGGAUUUCUUUUUUAAAAAUUGGCCGCUUUAUCGUUUUGUUAGUCACCUCUUCUCUAGGCUUAUUGGAGGCGUAGUCCAUGCUAGCAAUCUCCCAUCUGCUGGAAAACAGAAUCAAGAGAAUGGGGAGCGUGAUGACACAUCCUUCACUGGAUGAAAAUAUUAGGCGGAAAGCAAGCAAUGUACUAACUAUUUGCAUAAAACCUAUUAAUGCCCUCUUCAGACUGAUGAAAUGAAUUUCACAACACCGAGAGAGAGCAGCUGUGAUCCACUGCUUUCAGUAAUGAGGAGGAUUUGGGACAAUCUGCAAACCACCGCCACUCCCAAAAGCGACACCAUUGACUUUAGCACUCUCUAAUGAAAAUACUCUGGUUGUUGGGCAGAAGAUGACACAUCUUUAUCAAAACUUCAUCUCAUAGGUCUUCUACCUGCUGAAAACGCUAUUAGGUUCCUUGUGUUCCUGUUUUUCUCAUGCUAGUGUAGAUUCGUGGCAUUUCAAACCACAUUUUUUUAAAAAAUCAAAACUAAGGUUUAUCCUAUUAUUUUCCUGCUGGAAAUCGCGAAACCAUUGGGGCCGGUGGGCGGGGCGGGGGGGGGAGGGAAGGUGUACAUCCUCGGUCAGGAGCUGCUCGUCCCCUGUGUUGGUCCGGGGACAACAUUUGCCUUUACAAUGGCCGAGCAAGGCGACCUUCUGUCCAGCUGUGCUUUACACGCAAACAGCGAGCGGGUCAGGUUCCCAGAGCCUAGAGGUGGCGGCUCCCGCCAGGGCAGCGUCGGGGGCCGCCGCAGAGAAGGGAGAGGAUCCGCUGGGAUUGGGAGGGGAGACGCGGAGAAGGUGGAGAAUAGGAAUCAUGUGUGUUCCUCGAGUGUACAACCCACAUUUGAGUGACAAAUGACAAGGACAACCUAUAAAAACAACUGAGCGCAAAUCCGCCCGAAUGCAUCUCCCUUUCGCUGCGAGUGCCUUCGCAACUAACUUUGGGAACUCGCAGACCAGCGUCGCUCCCCGCGCCGCCUCGCCUCCACUUUGAUUUCCCGCGUCCUGCCGCCCUCUUCCGUGCCUCCUCUUCCUCCGGGCUGAGCAUGGAGGAUUCCUUUAUCCCCUCAACUCUGCCGCCUGCGCCCAACCUCUCCGCACCCAUCUUGCUGGGCUGGGGCCUCAACCUGACGUCCGGGCAGGGAGCCCCUGCCCCGGGGCCGCCCGACCGCCGCGCCCGCCUGGCCUUCCUGGGGGUCAUCCUGGUCGUGGCGGUGGCCGGCAACGCCACGGUGCUGUGCCGCCUGUGCGGCGGCGGCGGCGGGCCCUGGGCGGGUCCCAAGCGCCGCAAGAUGGACUUCCUCCUGGUGCAGCUGGCCCUGGCCGACCUGUACGCGUGCGGGGGCGCCGCGCUGUCGCCGCUGGCCUGGGCACUGCUGGGCGAGCCCCGCGCGGCGGCGGGCGACCUGGAGUGCCGCUUCCUGCAGCUGCUGCAGGCGUCCGGCCGGGGCGCCUCCGCCCACCUCGUGGUGCUCAUCGCCCUCGAGCGCCAGCGCGCCGUGCGCCGUCCGCAGGGCCGGCCGCUGCCCGCGCGCGCCCUCGCCGCCCUGGGCUGGCUGCUGGCGCUGCUGCUGGCGCUGCCCCCGGCCUUCGUGGUGCGCGGGGCCACCUCCUCGCCGCCGCCCGCCGAGCCCCCGAGCCCCGCGCGCGCCUGGCCCGGGGAGCGUCGCUGCCGCAGCAUCUUCGAAGCUCUACCGCGCUGGCACCUGCAGGUCUACGCGCUCUACGAGGUCGUCGCGGGCUUCGCCGCGCCUGUCGCGGUCCUGGGCAUCGCUUGCGGCCGCCUGCUCUGCGUCUGGUGGCGGCACCGGCCCCGGGCCCCUGCGGGUGCGGAGUCCUCGGCGGCGAGUCCCAGCCGAGCCCCCGCGCCUGACGCGCUGCCCCGCGCCAAGGUGCAGAGCCUCAAGAUGAGCCUGGUGCUGGCGCUGCUGCUCGUGGGCUGCGAGCUGCCCUACUUUGCCGCCCGGCUGGCCGCCGCGUGGUCGUCCCGGUCCGCGGGAGACUGGGAGGGAGAGGGCCUGUCGUUGACGCUGCGCGUCGUGGGGGUGGCCAACAGCGCUCUCAAUCCCUUCGUCUACCUCUUCUUCCAGGCGGCCGACGGCCGGCUCUGGCGGCGGCUGCGGAGGCGCCUGGGCGCUCUCUGCUGCGCGCGGCAGGGAGUCGCGGAGGACGACGAGGGGGUCGGGGGCCACCAGGCGCUCCACCGCUACCGCUGGCCCCACCCGCAUUAUCACCACGCUCGCCGGGAGCAGGCGGAAGAGGGCUGCCUGCGCCCACCCCCGCCGCGCCCCAGACCCCUGCCUUGCUCCUGUGAAAGCGCCUUCUAGGUGUUCAAUGGUCGGGGACAGGUCGUCUGUCGCAGUGGCGCAGGCUCCAGGGAACACGAGGCCAGCCAGGGUCUGUCUAGACCACAACGGGCAGGAUGGUCUCUGAGAGACACUGAAGGUCUCUUCCUCCACUCUUCUAUUAUAUUUCCUUCUAAUGUUUACAUUUUCCUACACUCUUCUGAUUCCUUCCCUCCAGUGUCUCUCACAUUUCCCUACUUGGAGACGAGAGAGUGGGCCAUUGGGAAGUUGAAAAACAGAGUUACAGAGUUAUUUUUGCAAGGUUUUUUUACACUCUUACAGUGUUCUAGAUAAGACCAUUUAUUUUAGCCAAAUUGCCAAACUUUCAUUAUUUGCUGUGUUGUCAUCUAUUUUUACUUAUUUUUGCAUCGUGCUUAAAUCAAAGUGUACCUUUGGGACCAGUGAGUUUGCCUUUCUUUCCAGGAGGAAAAUCCCCGCAUUGCUCUGCCUAGGGAGACGGAGAAUUAUGCCAGUAAUACUGUCAGAAAUGUAAUCAUGCUGUCACUUCAGAGCCACAGAGUAUUUGUAAAAUAAAAACAUU